Dermacentor silvarum is the source of this 828-nucleotide messenger RNA. RefSeq lists its product as uncharacterized. The transcript has 3 exons. The record is from RefSeq and is a predicted model, not a curated record. Bases 34 to 723 code for a protein of 229 amino acids. NCBI's taxonomy places the organism in Eukaryota, Metazoa, Arthropoda, Arachnida, Ixodida, Ixodidae.
GUGGGCAUUGGUGCUUGCUAAUUCUUGAGCCUAAUGGAAACGCUAAGGACACUUUUCUUGACUUUGCAUGUUUACGGGAAUUUAGUCCGAGGUGAUUCUGAACUAACCGAUGACAUUGUCAGCACAAGCGUGGACGAUGCACUGCUCUUGUUGAAUAAGACAAUCGACGACGAAAUACCGCCAGGCCAACCACAUGUAUUGGAUGAAUUAGAUCUUCAUUUGAGCAGCGCCGAGAUUCCACUCAAACACAUGAAUUUCAAGCUUGGAUCUGUCAGAGGACUCGGCUCUUUGAGAAGGACUACGCUGUGCACACUCAGUCCUAGGACUGGUCAUACUAAGGUCUCGUGUUCUGUAGAGUUCGCAGCUCUGCAGAUAAGGUAUUCAGGAGAUGAAGGGAAAGAUAACUACUUACUGGGCGCGACCGCUGACGGAACACUUCACUUCCGCAUUCCAAACGGCUUGGGAACUUCCAGCGACGAAGCAGAAGUCUCAAGAGUUUUAUUAGUGAUUAGUCAAGUGUCGUACACCAUAAGAGAAGCUGUACUUUCAAGUGACGGGAACGGAACGGAGAGUUCGUUGUCGGCGAUUAGUUGCUUCACUCCUUGUGACGCAAGAUUUCGAACUUUCUAUACAAAAGCACUGACCGUGUUUUUGACAGGCGAUCCUUACUUUACCAAAUUGGAGACCGCCAUUAAAAAGGUCUUCUAUGUCGCAAUGAACUGAACCAGCAAAUACUAUGACAGGACGCGUAUACCUACAUAACUAGCAAAAAUUUUAUUUAAAACACAAAUUAUAUCUACGUCAAAUAAUGUGAUUUAUAUGUAUUGG